CGUCGAAUGAACCUAAUUUCAUUAAAAUCGGUGAGAUCGCCCGUCUCCUUCAUAAUUAUCGAAAAAAACGUGAUUGCACAAGGAUAAUUUAAUAAGUAAUCAAGAUGCUGAAAACGCUUAGACUUAGUCACAGAUUCUGUCGGGUCCAUCGUGGUUCUAAGGAUUCUGUGACGCGAGUGCAAAGAAGGCUAUUCCUGUCGGAGGCAUAUCGCUGCGAGGAAGCGUGGAAUCGCAGGCUAGAAUCGCCGCUGUUACAGAAGAUCGACCUUGCGUCGAUGUACGUCCAGCUGGACCAGAAGUACGAGAACGUCGGCAAAGUUAGUGCCGUCGACGUCGACAUCUUCGUCAACAGCAUCACUGACAACCAAUAUGUCGAUGAGGUGACAAAAAUUUUGCAUAAUCUCAGGCAGUCCGUGGAAACAACAAAUAUACUGGAUUCCACACACCAUGCCACAAUACGGUACUUCUUGCAGCACAAUCACAUUCAAGAUCUGCUUGACGUGCUGAACGAUAGAUUAAAUUAUGGUAUUUUUCCCGAUUAUUUCGACUACAACAUGCUUAUGGAUCAUUUCAUAAAUAAGAAAGAUUAUGCCUCUGCUGCAAAAGUGGCAAGUUUGGUCAUGCUACAGGAAGACACAGGUCAUCCUAUCACUAAUACAUUAUGCUUGUAUGCAUGUCAUAGAUAUCUAGAAAAUCCUGAUGAAUGGAAGAAACCAGAGAUACCAGUAGAUACUUCUGACACAGAGGAAGUGAAAGUACGUGUAUCGUAUCUAAGAAAUCCAUACUUUGACGAUCACUUUGAUCUAACUGAUCCAAGAGAUCUUGUUGGCAAGACCUUAAACUUUCAGGGAAAGCAUAGGGCAGAUGCUAUAGGGAGAACUUGUCAGUUAAGAGGCUUGAUAUUGUAUAAGAAGUAUGACGAUGUAUUAAACUUAAUAAAGAAGUGGUUAGAGACGAUGCAAGACAAAAUAGUUUAUGAAGAAGUAUUCAAAUUAAUAUCAAAAGAUAACAUUGGACUCCAAGAUCAUGAUGUUGAAAAGUACAAACUUGUGGAGGCUCAAUUAUCUGUAUUGAAAGAAAAACAAAAUCUUAAAGAAAACUUUAUCGAAGCGAUAGAGAAUCUUGUUAAAGCAGCUAUAAACGAGAGAGCUGAAAAGGACAUUUCCAAACAAUGUCAGACUUAUCUCGACUGGGAAUGUAAAAGAACUUCAGUAUUAGAAGCACAAAUAAAAGCAAUAGAUAGAGAAAGAAGAAUUGAUAAUAUAAAGAAGAUAAAGGAGGAUUUGAAAAAGAGGGAACAACUCUUGACAUUCUUCGACAAGGAGGAAGAAAUUGAAUUAGAAAUAGAGAAGAUACAGGAAAAGGAACGCAAAGAAGAUGAACGUGUUCGUGCCAUGCCCAAUAGUGCAAAACAUUUAAGAAAGCUAGUUACUGUAGAGUCUUAUGUACCACCCGAAAUUAAAAGUUUGCGCUUGUUACUGACGGACGGACAUUCUCUUAACGAACGCUCGCGUGGAGAACGACGUGACGACGCCUCGCAAGUCAGAUCUUUAAGUUGCAAGAGAUACGAAAUUUGA
This is a messenger RNA of Cyphomyrmex costatus, 1577 nucleotides long. Its product is annotated as 28S ribosomal protein S27, mitochondrial. The coding region runs from base 105 to 1577 and encodes 490 amino acids. Lineage: Eukaryota; Metazoa; Arthropoda; Insecta; Hymenoptera; Formicidae. The transcript is spliced from 3 exons. Gene Ontology annotation, cellular component: mitochondrion. The record is from RefSeq and is a predicted model, not a curated record.